GGAAAUUGGCUCAAGUUAUGACUUAGAUAUUGCUUUUGAGAACCAAAAGUUUGUGCGCUGAGAACUUUGCAAAUAGCAAGAGAGAAACAAAUUUCUGACCUUUAGAUGUGAUGAGGAAAUCUGUCUUGGUUCUCAUUAUCUGACAACUAUAUCUUAGAAGAAAGCCUGUGGAAAAAAGAGUAAUCAGAAAUGGAGAGAAAAGUAAGCAAAAUCUGUCUUGCCUCUGAAGCCAAUAUCAUUCAUUUUCUGCAAGUGUCUUGGGAGAAAACACUAGGAUCUGGUUUUGUUCUUACACUUACUGAUGGUCAGUCAGCAUGGACUGGGACAGUUUCUGAAUUGGCGAUUUCCCAAGAAGCUGAUGACAUGGCAAUGGAAAGAGAAAAAUAUGUGGAUGAACUGAAAAAGGCAUUGAUGUCAGAAGCAGGACCAGUGAAUACAUACAAGUUUGAUUUUUCUAAAGAAUCUUAUCAUUUCUCUUUUGAGAAAAACCUGAAAGACGUUUCAUUCAGACUUGGAUCCUUUAAUCUAGAGAAAGUUGCAAGCCCAGCUGAGGUCAUUAGAGAACUUAUCUGUUACUGCCUGGACACCAUUGCUGAAAACCAAGCCAAAAAUGAGCACCUGCAGAAAGAAAAUGAAAGGCUUCUGAGAGAUUGGAAUGAUGUUCAAGGACGAUUUGAAAAAUGUGUGAGUGCCAAGGAAGCCUUGGAGUCUGAUCUCUAUGAACGGUUUGUUCUGGUGUUGAAUGAGAAGAAAACAAAGAUCAGAAACUUACAGAAUUUGUUAAAAGAAGUUCAAGAAUUGGAAAAGAAUGGUGAACAUGAAAGGGAAACUACUACUGGUUCUGAAAUAACUGCUGACCAUGAUGCAAUUUAUAAUGAAAGUACUGAUGAGGAAAGUGAACACAUGUCUGAUCCCUCUGCAUUGGCUCCAGCCACUUUAAGUAAAGAUGACUCCAUUAUUUCAAGUCCUGAUGUCACUGAUAUUGCACCUAGUAGAAAGAGGCGGCAGCGAAUGCAAAAGAAUCUUGGGACUGAACCUAAAAUGACUCCUCAGGAGCAUCCACUUCAAGAGAAGGAAAACUCACUCUUCCAAGGACCAGUUGGCAGUGAUCAUGGCAAUGAACAAGCCUUUUAUCCUUGGACUAAAGAAAACAUGGACAUAUAGACAGAGACGCGAUUCUUCACUACCUGAGACAUUGGAAAAGGAGCACAUCUCAGCUGAAAACAUGUCUUUAGAAACACUAAGGAACAGCAGUCCAGAAGACCUCUUUGAUGAGAUUUAGCAGUUCCAAGAAAGUACGUUGAUGUUUGACUAUGUUUUCUAUUCAUUUCUUUAAAGUGAAAAGGCAAAAUUUCAAUCCAGUAGCAACUGUUACUGCAACUUAUAACUUAAUUAUAUAUACAUCUAGUUGAAGCUCUUGUGCAAGUGGAUUGCACAUGUAUAUGAAGAUGUGAUCUGAUAACAGUGGUACAUUAUUCUAAACUAUUCAUUCACCAUGACUAUAAUUAUAUGAAAUAUGAGACUUUCCUUGCAAAGGGGGAGUUUAUUAUUAUUCCUUUACACACAUUAUACUCUGUAACCAUCCUGUUUAGGAAGAUUUUGGAUACAGGACAAAGAAAACAUCUUUCAAAAUGUCUACAACUCUUUUUGAAUAUUCGUAUUCUGAACAAUAUGUUUGAGCAUCUCAGUCUGUGGUAUGCUACAUAAAUUAUAUUUUUUAGUUUGUAUGUUAAUAGUCUGAAAACCUGAUAAUGGAAUCUUUGAUACAUUGAAAAAUUUGCGUUCUUAAUAAAAUGUUAUUUAGCUCAACUUUUCCCUUUAUUAUAGUAACAUAUCUUUAAAAAGUGCUUACUAAGGUAAAUGCAAACCUCUUCUGUGUCAAAAUAAAAAAGCAUAUUUUUCAAGGAUGGUUGAUUUUGUCUUACAUGCAUGAGGACCUUGAAGAUUCAGAUUUUUUCCUAUCACCAUUAAUACCUGUACUAUUUUUGUUGUAUUUACUGAUUCAACUCCCUAACCUCUCAUUAUAUCUUCACUUCUCUCCUAUUGAACAUGCAUUGUGUGCAGACUACUCAAAGUUAAUAUUUGCAGUGAACAAUGACCACAGUGUUGACAACUCCAAUGGUUGAUUCAUUCUCAGUCCUCAGCACAUUUCAAAUAAUUAGUCACUUCUCCUCGGGAAAUAUUUCUUCCACUUGACUUUUGCAGUAGCAUAUAUCUUUGUAGUCUUCCUUCUUUCUGGUCACUCUUUUUUUUAGCUGAUCCCUUCUCCUUUGUCAAACAGUUAAAUGUUUAAUUGCCUUGGGCUCAGGUUCUAGCCCUCUUCUCAUUCCCACACAUCACCCUAGGUCACCUUAGAUUGUGGUUUAGAUAUCUUCUAUGUGCUUUUAUCACCAAAGUCAGUAUAGUCCUCUCUAUAUUCAGAUUUAUAGUCAAAUAUACACAUAUGCAUAUAUAUAUAAUUUGUUAUUAAUUUUUUACAAAACGAUUUCCUAAAAAUUCUGAAAAUUAUUUCUUUGUAUCAAUUCUUGAUGCAUCUUGGCAUGAUUUACAGAUAUGGAUAAAUACAUUUCCCUUCUUAUACCUUUCUUUGGAUGUUUUAGCACACCCAAAGCAAAGAUAUGAUUAUAUCCCAACUGUCAUUUCUUUUCCAGUCUUCCUCAUCUAGGAAAUUUCACUACCAUUUACCCACUUGCUAAAACCCUGGAAUUCUCCUUGGUGCUUUUAUCUAACUCUGCUCCACGACAACUGUGGCAUAACUGGUCUCCCUGCUUAGUCUCCUACUUCUCUACAGUCCAACCAAACCGAAUUUUAAAAUCUUAGACAAAAGUAAUUUCAUGCCUGAGUAAAGACCCAUUGUCCUUUGAAUCAAGUACACAUUAUAUCAUGGCCUACAGGUUUUUUACCAUCCUACUUCCCCAGCCUGAUUUUCUGCCUCUAUCUCUUUACUCACCUGCCCCUUACUCUCCCCUUGAGUAGGCUAGGUCUCAGAACUGCUAUACUGAUGGUUGGUUUAUUUUCUUUCAAUUCAAGAAGCAGAUGUCUCCUCAGGGGUGCUUUCUCCUUGAUAUCCUUUUUAAAGUUGUAUACACAACCCCCAGACACUUUCUGUCCCACUGGGAUGUUUUCUUCACUGUGCAUGUCAUACUCUGUAAUUAUUUUUUCGUGUACCACUCUUUCCUUCUACCCAUCCCCCAUCUGUCUUUCUUGUGGAAAGUUAACCCAAUCAUACUAGAGAGAGUAGCCAUCUGAGUUAUUUCUGUGUCCCCAGUUCCAAUAUCAGGACUGGCUUCAUAGAAGCUUAGUAUUUCUUGAACAAAUAAAUGCAUGUUCAUCACAUAGUAGGUCCUUAAGUAUUUUUUUUAAUUAAAUAGAAAACUGUUUUAGUCAACUUUUUUUGCCACCAUUCCUAAAAGAUUCCAACCAGAACAA
Messenger RNA from Sciurus carolinensis (gray squirrel), 3429 nucleotides. RefSeq names its product X-ray repair cross complementing 4 (gene Xrcc4). Gene Ontology annotation, cellular component: DNA-dependent protein kinase-DNA ligase 4 complex; DNA ligase IV complex; nucleus. NCBI's taxonomy places the organism in Eukaryota, Metazoa, Chordata, Mammalia, Rodentia, Sciuridae. Gene Ontology annotation, biological process: positive regulation of ligase activity; response to X-ray; immunoglobulin V(D)J recombination. Bases 190 to 1164 code for a protein of 324 amino acids. The record is from RefSeq and is a predicted model, not a curated record. The transcript has 9 exons. Gene Ontology annotation, molecular function: DNA binding.